Eremomyces bilateralis CBS 781.70 is the source of this 1893-nucleotide messenger RNA. Its product is annotated as MFS general substrate transporter. The coding region runs from base 1 to 1680 and encodes 559 amino acids. The record is from RefSeq and is a predicted model, not a curated record. The transcript is spliced from 6 exons. Gene Ontology annotation, molecular function: transmembrane transporter activity. Lineage: Eukaryota; Fungi; Ascomycota; Dothideomycetes; Eremomycetales; Eremomycetaceae. Gene Ontology annotation, cellular component: membrane. Gene Ontology annotation, biological process: transmembrane transport.
AUGCCCGCCCCACCGGCACAGGUCGGCGGAGUAUCUGAAUAUCGCGAUGUCGAGUUAGAUCCCAUUGAACGUCCGCAGCAGCAAAAUGGAGAAGCAGAGGGGGAGAAUAUUGAAGUCUCCAACAAAGAAAAGUCCGAACUAGAACGGCUCGGCCGGCAAAGACCAGACAGAUUCAAGACGCUUCUAUCGGAGAUCCUCUUCUGCUUCAGCAUCACCAUGUCUCAAGCCCUGACGGAAUAUUUCGUCUCCGGAUUCACCGUCAUCGUCCCGUCCGUCACCACCGCGUUGGAUAUUCCCCGGGCGUCGCAGACAUGGCCCGCCUCCGCGUUCUCCCUCGUCGUUUCGUCGUUUCUUCUCGUCUUUGGGCGGCUGGCGGAUAUGUGGGGAGGUUAUCCUUUGUAUGUCGCAGGCAUGGCCUGGCUCACGAUCUGGUCCAUCGUCGCGGGCUUCGCCCAGAACGAAAUCAUGCUGGACGUCGCGCGGGCAAUGCAAGGAUUGGGGCCGGCAGCGUAUUUACCUGCGGGACUGAUGUUGCUGGGGAGUGUCUAUCGCCCUGGACCGCGAAAGAAUAUCGUUUUUAGCAUCUAUGGCGCCAUGGCGCCGUUGGGGUUCUUUAUCGGCAUAUUUUUUGCAGGUGUCGCGGGUCAAUAUACCACUUGGCGAUGGUAUUUCUUCAUUGGCGCGAUCCUCAGCGGGCUGACCGUAGUCAUUUCCCUCUGGUCCAUCCCGUCGGAUAUCAAGGAACGAAGAGGGAUGGGCAUCAAAAUGGACUGGCCCGGCGCCAUCCUGACCUCCAUCGGGCUGAUCCUCGUCGUCUUCUCCAUCACUCAGUCUUCCCAUGCGUCGCAACGCUGGGGCACGCCGUACAUCUAUGCGAUUCUUAUCGUCGGAGUACUCUGUCUCGUCGCAGCUUUCUUUGCGGAACGAAAGGUUGCCAUGCCACUGUUACCCCGAGAUCUAUUCGCGGUCAAGUAUAUGAAGCCUUUAAUGCUCGCUCUUUUCUUUUCAUAUGGCUCGUUUGGUAUCUUCCUGUUAUAUGGGACUUUAUAUAUGACUGAUAUUAUGAGCGGCGAACCAAUGCAGUUGGUCGCUUGGUUCACUCCCAUGGCAUUUGGUGGAUGCGUUAUUGCAACGGGUGGUGGUUUCAUCAUGCAUAUGGUCCCUGGGACAGUGUUGAUACUUUUUUCUGGGAUUGCCUGGAUCAUUGCACCUCUCCUCUUCGCCAUUGCACCUCCGGGAGCCAAUUACUGGGCGUAUACGUUUCCUUCAAUGAUUUGUGCUACUAUUGCAAUCGACAUCACUUUCAAUGUCACGAAUAUCUUCAUUACCACUUCGUUGCCCCUCGCCCGUCAAGGCCUCGCGGGCGCCAUCAUCAAUUCUCUCGUCCAACUCGGCAUCGCCACAAUGCUGGGCUUCACCGAUGUCAUUGUGACCUACACCACCUCCCAAAAAGAAGACCUUCCGCCUAUCGAAGAGCUUCGAAGGGGUUAUAAAACCGCCUUCUGGUACGAAGUCGCCUGCGCGGGAUUCGCGUUGGUCGUGUUGAUUUGCUUUGUGAGAAUGCAAAAAGCAAAGAGCGAGUUGACGGCAGAUGAGCGGCGGGUGCUAGAGGAGGCUUGUGAGGAAGAGAGGAGGGCAAGCCGGAUAUCAUCGGCCGGUCGAGGUCCAUCGAAUGCUUAAUUUCUUCCGUAUAAUGUACUGUACAGACCCUCGACGGUCGAGAUAUAUUACAUUCCAAUGAACUAUUCCAAUGCAACCGAUUGCUGGACUAAAUCAUGAGAAUCACUGCAUUCCCGCCAUCAACUCCGUCCGAUCCACAAUCAUCGCCCUGCUCCCCGCCCACUCCUUCAACUCCUCCCACAUCGCCCCCUCCUCCUCCCCCCACCUCUCCUC